UUAUCUUAAAAUAAUCACCAAAAUAGGAAGAAUUGUUUAAUCUCGUUAUAAUGAACACGUUUCGAAGAACCCCUGUUUUGUUGCCAAUAGUUACUCGGGCAGCUGACCGAAAGAAAAAGGGUUUUACGAAUUGUACAAAGGAGCAACAUUUUCUUUUCUGUCUUUCCCAUCACACGACUCGCAAGCCAAAGGGUGGGAUUGGGGAGAAUAUAAUGAAAACGGAAGUGAGACGAUGGCCAGCAUUUCGCGUAUCGGUGAUAGCUAUAGCUCCCAAACUAGCGCCCCGAUCCUGCCGAAUGCGCUUCGGAAUUGGGGCGAACGCGAGGGAAAGGGGCUGCGCGUGCGGGAGGCCGUGCCCGUCUCCCACGCGCACUCGCUCGUCGUGACCGUUAACAUUUAAAAAAGUGAGUUUGUCCGCACUCGGCGCUGCGGGUGCCUUCAUGUCGCAUGGCGGCGCGCACUUUCACAACUACUCCCCGAAUUUAGUUCCAGAAAGCGGAGGCUGACCUGGAGUACGUGGAAAAACAGCUAAAGUUCGAGUUCAUGUCCACCGUUCCGGGGAACGGGGAGGCGCAGGAAAACCCCGUGAAGCUGCUGGAGAAUCUGUCUGCCAUCAAGGCGCGACACAAGUCCCUAUGUGCGGAAAUAGAGGAGAUCGCAGCGGAGCAGAAGCAGUCUGUGGAGGCCAUCAAGGUCCACCUAAAUACCACGGUACAGCUGGUGCAAGAGCUGCAGCUCAUCUCAGACUACCAGGUUCCCCCGCUUACAGACAAAGAACGAGAGGCAGCCGAGUUUCUCUGCUUGCCUGAUUCUCAGCUGACCACAUCGACCCCAUCCACAUCUGAGGUCUCGGCCGAUAAAGAGUCACAACCCCCAAGCAAAGAGUUUGAGGAGCUAAGCGAAGCGGACUUGGAGGCUGUCCCACGCAGCGUGCGCUCCAACGUCAAGCUGGCUGACCUCAAUGCCUUCUAUAAGCAGCUGUCGGAACACUUCGUCGCAAACAACAGUGGGACUCUUAACUCCAUGCAGAUGAAGAAAAUGAACAUGAAGCCGAGCGAUGCCAAGUUGAAAACAUUAAAGCACCUCUCACUUAUUGAAGUGGACAAAAAAGGAUGCGUUCGCCUAGCAACGAGAGACUGAGGGGCUUGCAUGGGUGUGUGUUAGACUGCCGGGAUCAAUGCACGUUACGUACUGCACAUUCCAGCAAUGGUAGUGUACAGUCCUGAAGCAUCUGUUUUCAUGGAAUCAGUGUCAAAACAAAGCUUUCAGAUAUACAUGGUAAGUACUCCCAAGUUGUUUAAAUGAAAAACUCUGUUAAAUUAAUAUUUUAUUAAUAAAUGUUUAAUAUUUAUGUUUA
Molecule: messenger RNA, 1357 nt
Organism: Brienomyrus brachyistius
Lineage: Eukaryota; Metazoa; Chordata; Actinopteri; Osteoglossiformes; Mormyridae
Gene: ska2
Product: spindle and kinetochore associated complex subunit 2
Exons: 7
Coding region: 544-1140 (198 amino acids)
Biological process (GO): chromosome segregation; cell division; mitotic cell cycle
Cellular component (GO): outer kinetochore; spindle microtubule
Molecular function (GO): microtubule binding
Source: RefSeq, a predicted model, not a curated record